Molecule: messenger RNA, 1845 nt
Organism: Cydia fagiglandana
Lineage: Eukaryota; Metazoa; Arthropoda; Insecta; Lepidoptera; Tortricidae
Exons: 1
Coding region: 1-1845 (614 amino acids)
Source: RefSeq, a predicted model, not a curated record
AUGUCUGGUUAUUUGCUCCCCAGGCAGAUGGGUUUUGGCACUGUGCUAGGCUGUGAGGCAGCGAUUCAUGCCACUCGUCACUACGCCGUCGAACGCCAUGCAUCUGGUGAUGUAAUCAUCAAGAUUGAUAUAAAGAAUGCUUUUAACACGGUGGAAAGAGACACAAUCCUUAAGGAGGUCCUCGAAAAAACUCCCUCUUUAUAUCCCUUCAUUUACCAAUGCUAUGCCUCUCCAAGCAACCUGUUCUACACUGGUGAUGUCAUUCGUUCGCAAGUUGGUGCUCAACAGGGAGACCCCUUGGGACCCCUCAUUUUCUGCCUAGCCAUUCAUCAAAUUAUCUGUGAGGUUAAAACGCCGUUAAAUGUGUGGUAUUUAGAUGACGGCAUAAUUGGAGGUAGCCCAGAUGUGGUCGUUCAGGGUUUAAAUACCUUAAUACCAGCUUUAAAAGAGAUAGGCCUGGAGAUUAAUCCAUCCAAGUGCGAGUGUUUCACCUGCGGGGGCAUACCCACUGAAGCUCUUGCGGAGAUAGAGGCAGUUCUGCCCGGAAUGAGGCUGAUUGACAAAUCUUCUUUUAGUUUGCUAGGUGCUCCCGUAUUUUCCGAGGGUGUCAGCUCGGUACUACAACUUAAAAGGCAGGCACUCUCGGGAGUACGCGAGCAUUUGGCACAACUGGCUGGACACGUCGCUCUCAUUUUGUUGCGGAAUUGUUUUGCGUUGCCUCGCAUGGUGUACACUUUGCGCACAUCGCCCACUUGGCUUUUUGAGCAAGAUCUGCUUUCCCUGGACGAAACUCUCAAGACUGCUUUGGAGUCGCUGCUAAAUGUCAAUUUAAACGAGGCUCAGUGGUGUCAGGCGUCCUUACCGGUUCGGUACGGGGGCCUUGGUGUUCGGCGGGUGCGGGAUAUCGGUUUGGUGGCCUUUUUGGCGUCGGCGCAUGGCUCAGCGGGACUUGUUGCGCGUAUUCUGGGUGUCGAGAGUGGGGAUGUGUGCGUGCCUUUUGUUUCUGAGGCCUUGGCAAAGUGGGCUACUUUAUGCCCCACCGAUGAACGUCCUGACAACUUGGUGGCGCAGAGAGCGUGGGAUGACAUCCUGUGCAAGCUCGCGUUUUCGGAGUUGCAGAGUGGAGCCUCUGGAGCCGACCUGGCGCGCCUCAUGGCAGUAUCCAGGCCUGAAUCGGGAGCGUGGUUGCAUGCUUUGCCGUCUCCGCACCUGGGCACACUGCUGGAUAACGACUCGCUGAGAAUUGCAGUGGCCCUGAGGUUGGGAUGCAAGGUGUGCGACGCGCACCGGUGUAUUUGCGGGGUGUUGGUUGAGGAGAACGGCCAUCACGGGUUAAGUUGCCAGAGGUGCGCCGGUCGGUUCCCUAGGCACCACUCUUUAAACGAAAUUGUACGGCGAGCAAUGGUGUCGGCCAAUAUCCCGUGCGUACUGGAACCACCAGGCUUGUCUCGGUCGGACGGGAAGAGACCCGACGGGCUCACCUUGGUUCCCUGGCGAAGGGGGCGGUGCCUUUUAUGGGAUGCGACAUGUGUUAGUACAUUUGCUGCGUCCCAUCUAAGGCACACGGUUAAGGCGGCAGGUUCGGCGGCAGAAAUAGCGGCCAAAAGUAAGCGCGCCAAGUACUCCGAGUUGCAGGGGGCGUACGAUUUUGUGCCGGUUGCUGUAGAAACGGCCGGACCCUGGUGCAGCGAGGCGGGCGAAUUGUUCAGGGAUCUGGGUCGGCGGCUGAGGGAGAGGGGUAACGACCCCCGUUCUGGGUCUUGGCUGGUCCAACAGAUCUCCAUCGCCAUACAGCGCGGCAAUGCUGCAAGUGUGAUGGGGACUUUUGGACCGGGCAUAACAUAG